AAACUCUUCUUCUUCUUCUUUCUCCACUGUCUCUUUCUUCGAAUUCGCAAAAAAAAAAAGAGCGAUCAGUGAGUGACAUUAGAAGGAAACUAGAGCAGUGAAUUUCUCUUGAUCCUCGGAAAAAAUGGCUUGGGAGGACGACGAAGUUAACCGUCUUCCGGUGAAUUUUCCCGGUUAAGUUAACUCGCACGUUUUUUACGAGGCAACAACAUCUCCCGCUUAAACCCUUUUAAAGACAGAAACAAGAAAACAAAACAUCAUUCUCUCAAAAACCCACCUCGAAAGUUCCGAUCUUUUUUUUUUGUUUGGGUCUUUGCAAUGUCGACGACGAACACUCCUCCCACGGCGGCGAUCGAUGGGCUAACAACCGACGAGGUAACGGCCAAAGCUUUGAACAAGAGAUACGAAGGUUUGUUAACGGUGAGAACCAAAGCGGUGAAAGGCAAAGGCGCGUGGUACUGGGCACACCUCGAGCCGAUCCUCGUGCGCAACACCGACACUAACCUCCCCAAAGCCGUGAAACUCCGCUGCUCCUUGUGCGACGCCGUUUUCUCCGCCUCUAACCCUUCUCGCACCGCCUCCGAGCACCUCAAGCGUGGCACGUGUCCCAACUUCACCUCCUCCUCCUCGGUCAACCCUUCUCCUUCCUCUUCCUCGUCCUCCCCUUCUCGCCACCGGAAACGUAACUCCUCCGGCGCCGUCACCACCGCCGUUCCUUCUCGCCUCAACCCUCCUCAGGCCUCGUACCACGUGGCGCCGAUAACCGUCGUGGAUCCUUCGAGAUUCUGCGGCGGAGAGUUGCAGUACUCUGCUCCUCCGCCGCCGCCGCCGCAUUUGAUGCUCUCCGGCGGAAAAGACGAUCUGGGUCCGUUGGCGAUGCUUGAAGACAGCGUGAAGAAGCUCAAGAGUCCCAAACCUUCGCACACGCAGUCUCUCACGAGGUCGCAGAUAGACUCGGCUCUCAGCUCUCUGUCCGACUGGGUCUUCGAAUCUUGCGGCUCUGUUUCUCUGUCGGGUCUCGAGCAUCCGAAGUUUCGAGCUUUCUUAACACAAGUCGGGUUACCGAUCAUCUCCAAGCGAGACUUCGCCACGACGAGACUCGACGUGAAGUACGAGGAGGCGAGGGCUGAGUCCGAAUCGAGAAUCCGAGACGCCAUGUUCCUCCAAAUCUCAUCGGACGGGUGGAAGUCGGGAGAGGGAAUAGUGAACCUGAUCGUGAAUUUACCAAACGGGACGAGUCUGUACAGAAGGGCGGUUCCGGUGAACGGAGCUGUGCCGUCGAACUACGCGGAGGAGGUCUUGUUGGAGACUGUGAAGGGUAUUUGUGGAAAUUUACCUCAGAGGUGUGUUGGGAUAGUUUCUGAUAAGUUUAAGACCAAAGCGCUGAGGAGUCUUGAGAGUCAGCAUCAGUGGAUGGUUAACCUGUCUUGUCAGUUCCAAGGGCUAAACAGUCUGAUCAAAGACUUCCUAAAAGAGCUCCCUUUGUUUAAAUCCGUCUCACAAAACUGUGUGAGACUCGCCGAGUUCAUCAACAACACCGCGCAGAUACGUAACGCGCACUGUAAGUAUCAGCUUCAAGAACACGGCGAAUCUAUAAUGCUUAGAUUGCCGUUAACUUGUAGUAGUAGCAAGGCUUGUUUCUGGGAGCCGUUGUUUAAUUUACUCGAGGAUGUGUUGAGUUCCGCUAGAGCAAUUCAGAUGGUAAUGCAUGAUGAUGCGUGCAAGGCUGUUUUAAUAGAGGAUCACGGGGCUAGGGAGGUUAGAGAGAUGGUUGGAGACCAAGGGUUUUGGAACGAGGUGGAGGCGGUUCACGCUUUGAUCAAGCUUGUCAAAGAGAUGGCUCGGAGAAUAGAGGAAGAGAAGCUGCUUGUUGGGCAAUGCCUUCCUUUAUGGGACGAGCUAAGAGCUAAGGUUAAAGAUUGGGACUCUAAGUUCAACGUAGGGGAAGGGCUUGUCGAGAAACUUGUUGAGAGAAGAUUCAAGAAGAGUUAUCACCCAGCUUGGGCUGCAGCGUUCAUACUAGACCCUCUUUACUUGAUAAGAGAUAGCACCGGGAAGUAUCUUCCACCGUUCAAGUGUUUGUCACCAGAGCAAGAGAAAGAUGUAGAUAAGUUGAUAACAAGGCUUGUGUCUAGAGAGGAGGCACACAUUGCAUUGAUGGAACUUAUGAAAUGGAGAACAGAAGGGCUUGAUCCUAUGUAUGCAAGGGCGGUUCAGAUGAAAGAGCGUGACCCGGUAUCUGGUAAGAUGAGGAUAGCUAAUCCUCAAAGCAGUAGACUUGUUUGGGAGACGUAUCUUAGCGAGUUCAGGUCACUAGGGAAAGUUGCUGUAAGGCUCAUUUUCCUCCAUGCAACUGCUUGUGGGUUCAAAUGCAAUUCCUCUCUUUUGAAAUGGGUAAACUCUCAUGGGCGGUCGCAUGCAGCCAUAGAUAGAGCUCAGAAGCUUAUCUUUAUAUCAGCUAAUUCGAAAUUCGAAAGAAGAGAUUUCUCCAAUGAGGAGGAUAGGGAUGCAGAGCUGCUAGCCAUGGCUAAUGGUGAUGAUAAUUUGCUUAAUGAUGUUCUUGCUGAUACAUCCUCUGUGUGAGUUUUAAGUUUGACAUUUUGUAGGAUUAUUUGGAUUCUUUUCUUUCAUUACUAUUACCCCCUUAUUAUAUAUCAUUGAUAUUCAAUUUGUACUUGGUUCUUUAGAAGUUGAGAAAGAGAUGGCAUAUCAUCCAUAUGUGAUUUGAGUAUUUGUAUUUCUUUAGCCUAUAUGUAUAUUUUUUCGGUUA
Molecule: messenger RNA, 2770 nt
Organism: Raphanus sativus (radish)
Lineage: Eukaryota; Viridiplantae; Streptophyta; Magnoliopsida; Brassicales; Brassicaceae
Exons: 1
Coding region: 319-2583 (754 amino acids)
Source: RefSeq, a predicted model, not a curated record